AUGGCUGAAGUUGACGAAUUAUCGAUGAUUGCUUUGUCGGCUUAUGAAAUGAUUUUUAAUAAAGAAGAUGAAGAUAACGAAGAAGAAGAAGAAGACAUUAUUUGUUUCCAUAUAUCUAAAGAGAACAACAGAGAAGAACAUCCUAAGAAUGAAAACUAUUUUGAAGAAACCAUUCCAAGAUUUUCAUUGUCAGAUUUUCAAUCUCACUUUCGCAUGACGAGGACAACUUUUGAGGAAUUAACUCUCAUUUUGGCUCAGGAUUUAAGUACGCCAAAAUUAAAUGUACCGGUCCCCAAGAAAUUAGCAAUCGCCAUUUGGACAUUUUCUAAUCAGGAGGUCUAUAGAUCGAUCGCUGACCGAUUUGGUGUUUCUCAAUCGACAGCUUGGACAUGUAUGUUAGAUGUGGCGUCUGCUCUUUGUGCACGUGUCCAGGAUUUUAUUCAAUGGCCUACAGGGGAAGCUGUUGAAAGAAACACACGAGAGUUUCAGGCAUUUGCAGGAUUUCCAGGUGUUAUCGGAGUUGUGGAUGGUUGCCACAUUCAAAUUAGCGCACCACACGAAAAUUCUGCAAGUUACGUAAAUAGAAAAGGAUACUUUUCUAUCAACAUGCAGGGAAUUUGUGAUGCUAAAAUGAAGUUUAUUCACAUUUAUGCGGGUUGUUGCGGCAGUGUUAAUGAUGCACGGGUAUGGCAGAUGAGCGAUAUUGCAGAAGAGAGUGGACGUAAUUACGAUCAGUACUUCCCUGCAGAAACGCACAUUUUGGGGGAUAAAAUAUACCCUAACUUGUUCAAUUUGUUGCCGCCUUACAAAGAUUAUGGUAAUUUGCUAAGAGUGCAAAGGUACUAUAAUCUGCUUCAUGCUAGAACGCGUCAAAUAAUUGAGAGGACUUUUGCCCUUCUUUUGGGUCGUUUUCGAAGACUCAAAUAUUUAUACCUCCAAAAUGUCGAGUACGCAUCUCUUAUUAUUCUCGCUUGUUGCUGUCUUCAUAAUAUUUGUAUAUCAUUAAAUGACCAACUAGAUAACAUUCCUAAUGUUGAAGUUGAUGAUCUUGAUGAACAGUUUGAUGAUAAUGGGGAUGAUGCUCCGCUCCCGGAAGUGCAACCAGAUAAUGUACGUUUUAGUGCCGAGAUUAAGCGUAAUGCAAUUGCAAACGCUUUGUACAUCAAUCGCGAGUGA
Leptopilina boulardi is the source of this 1176-nucleotide messenger RNA. RefSeq names its product putative nuclease HARBI1. The transcript has 4 exons. The record is from RefSeq and is a predicted model, not a curated record. Bases 1 to 1176 code for a protein of 391 amino acids. Lineage: Eukaryota; Metazoa; Arthropoda; Insecta; Hymenoptera; Figitidae.